ACACAACCACUCCACUUGAUCCCCCACCAGACCCAAACCACCAAAUAUUCUGCAUACUGCAUACAUCAUACAUCGUACGUCACGAUGCCUCGAAAACCCACGAAUUGGAGGAUGUACGGGAAGAUGGCUGCCGCGUUGAUCGUGUGCGGCGUUGGCGGGCCCGCGUUCGUCUACUACGUGUCUCCGACCGAGGAGGAGCUGUUCCAGAAGUACAACCCGGACCUGCAGCGGAGGAGCCUGCAGAACCGGUACGAGAGGCAGAAGGAAUUCGAUGACUUCGUGACCAAGCUGAAGGAGUACUCGAAGAGUAACAGACCGAUUUGGGAAGAGGCGGCCAUUGCGGAGCGGAAGGCGAAGGAGGGGAAGAUCGAGGAAGAGAUGAAGUUGAUGGAGGAGAUCAGGGCCCGGAAGGAGGAGAUGAAGAAGAGCGGAACGAAGCUGGUCCCCGGUGGGAGUUUGUAACAACACUUGAGUGAUGGUUGUACG
Amorphotheca resinae ATCC 22711 is the source of this 486-nucleotide messenger RNA. RefSeq lists its product as hypothetical. Gene Ontology annotation, cellular component: mitochondrial membrane. Gene Ontology annotation, biological process: mitochondrial respiratory chain complex III assembly. The transcript has 3 exons. The record is from RefSeq and is a predicted model, not a curated record. NCBI's taxonomy places the organism in Eukaryota, Fungi, Ascomycota, Leotiomycetes, Helotiales, Amorphothecaceae. Bases 85 to 462 code for a protein of 125 amino acids.